UACGUAUACGUGAGGGUUAAUUGACAGAUGGCGGGCAUCACGUUAUGCGAGCCGACGCGGCUCUACAACAUACUCAACCAGAGUUACGAUUGUGUGUACGCUAACGUGAGUGACGCGGAAUAUCUCCUUCUCAUCGAUGCUCGAGAGUGGAAGGAGUAUAGUGAGGAUCAUAUUGUGUUGGCACAGAGAGCCAGAAAGGACAGGAAUGGUGAGUAUCAAGUUCCCUAUGGAGCAGACGUUGAGACGAAACUGAAUGUCAUUGUGUACGACAGCAAUACAUCCCUUCUUACUGAUAAAGGACCGGCAAUUCAGUAUGCGAAGCUACUGGCUAGUAGUGGAUCACAACGGCCAGUCAAUGUAUUGAAGGGUGGUUAUGAAUUAUUUUCUGCUCGUUAUCCAUUCUUGAGAACACAUCAAAUUCUGUACACAGACAAGGAUUUGGACAAGUUUGAGACUUGCCCGAUAGAAAUUCUUCCUCAGAUGUUGUACUUGGGACGGGAGAAACAAGCGGUAAAUUCACAUUUGAUGACCAAAAUGAAGAUCACGGGAAUGGUUUGCUGUAAGCCACAGAUGAAGAGUUCUUCGUUGCCACAAUUUCAUGUUCCGGUGACUGAUUCCGCAGAUUCCAAUAUUAUUGACUACAUUGAAAAGUCGUGUGACUUUAUUGGCAAACAUCUGAAACUCGGCGGUCGCGUUUUGAUCUACGGCGAGUACGGUAGAUCACGUAGUGCCACCAUAGUUGUCGCCUUUCUCAUGAAACACAACCACUGGUCUCUAGAGUUAGCUUACAGUCACACGUUGAAAUGCAGUGAGAACAUGAGACCGCAGCGUUCAUUCGUACAUCAGCUGUCGGAGUGGGAGAAGACAAUUUUUGGAGACGUGCAGACGGACAUCAGCGAUCCAAACUACUGAGCAUACAACAGGCGACAGCAAUACACAGACGGCCGGUGGUGCUGCCAGUUGUUGUCAACAUGAUAUGACGAAUGAGUGGACUGUGUAUAUAGUGCAAUGCGUUUAAUUAUAACUAGUGACUGUAGUCUAGUGUUAUAGACAGGAAUUUACUGUACUGUACUUGUGGUGUUAGAUUGAGAAGAGGUUGUUGUAAAAAUGCCUGGACGUCUUUGCACUUGCGCCGUGGUUGUAUUGUUAUACUGUAGCUUGGUUAUGAAUCAAACGUGUGUGUGUGUGUGUGUGUGUGUGUGUGUGUGU
Molecule: messenger RNA, 1209 nt
Organism: Corticium candelabrum
Lineage: Eukaryota; Metazoa; Porifera; Homoscleromorpha; Homosclerophorida; Plakinidae
Product: serine/threonine/tyrosine-interacting-like protein 1
Exons: 10
Coding region: 28-912 (294 amino acids)
Biological process (GO): positive regulation of intrinsic apoptotic signaling pathway; protein dephosphorylation; negative regulation of cytoplasmic stress granule assembly
Cellular component (GO): mitochondrion
Molecular function (GO): pseudophosphatase activity; protein phosphatase inhibitor activity; protein tyrosine/serine/threonine phosphatase activity
Source: RefSeq, a predicted model, not a curated record